Molecule: messenger RNA, 3012 nt
Organism: Xiphias gladius (swordfish)
Lineage: Eukaryota; Metazoa; Chordata; Actinopteri; Istiophoriformes; Xiphiidae
Gene: cbsa
Product: cystathionine beta-synthase a
Exons: 15
Coding region: 323-2092 (589 amino acids)
Cellular component (GO): cytoplasm
Molecular function (GO): cysteine synthase activity; cystathionine beta-synthase activity
Source: RefSeq, a predicted model, not a curated record
UUUCUUUUUUUUUCCAUUUUUGGCAUCCAUACAGUCAGUGCCGAGUCGUGUCCAUUUGCCUUUUUAUAGUAUUUUGCUUCGUUCCGUUCUGAUAAUCCUCGUUUUAAAUUCGGCUCCCUUUUAAUCUGUUUGUAUGGUUUCCCUGUUAGAUUCCUGUUGGAUGUUGAGGCAGGUGGCGGACAACUUGCUGUUACAAAGUACGGCUGCGCCUAACGAUCAAUAUGUCCGCUUUUUUUAUGGAUUAAUCGUUGGAUUUAAUGUCCCGCAAAGGGGACGUGUUGGUCACAGCCUAACUCAUUUGAAAAGCUGACACGGGUAAGCCAUGCCAUCAGUUCCCUCAUCCAAAGAGACCGCCGUCAAAGGCCCCGUGUGCCCUCACGCCUCCAAGCUGCACAACCACACCAACGGAGAAGCCAAACUCCGGGAGGGCUCGUUCCCACUGAACGGGGUUGACAAGCUGCCCGUGGUGGUGGGCACCGAGGAGGCCAACCGAACCAUUCAGAUCAACACAAAGAACGCUUCCCCCGAGAGGAAAUGGAUCCGGCCUGACCUUCCCAGCCGCUGCACAUGGAGCCUGGGAGCCUCAAAAGUCGACUCUCCUCAUACACAAGUUCCGAGAAUCGUUGCUCCAACCAUUCUUCCAAACAUCCUGCACAGGAUCGGUGACACUCCCUUGGUACGCAUCAACAACAUCCCCAAAGCGUUUGGACUCAAGUGUGAAAUAUUGGCCAAGUGUGAGUUCUUUAAUGCUGGCGGCAGCGUCAAGGACAGGAUCAGCCUGCGGAUGGUGGAGGACGCUGAGAGAGCUGGGCACCUCAAGCCUGGAGACACCAUUAUAGAGCCCACCUCUGGAAAUACUGGUAUUGGAUUGGCCCUGGCGGCAGCUGUGAAGGGCUACCGCUGCAUCAUAGUCAUGCCUGAGAAAAUGAGCAUGGAGAAGGUGGACGUCUUGAGAGCCCUUGGAGCCGAGAUCGUCCGUACACCCACCAGCGCCCGCUUCGAUUCGCCAGAGUCUCACGUGGGUGUUGCCUGGCGCCUCAAGAACGAGAUCCCCAACUCUCACAUCCUGGAUCAGUACCGUAACCCGAGCAACCCACUGGCCCACUACGACACCACAGCUGAAGAGAUCCUGGAGCAGUGUGACGGUAAAGUGGACAUGUUGGUGGCAGGAGCAGGCACAGGGGGGACAAUCACAGGUAUCGCCCGCAAGCUGAAGGAGAGAUGCCCCAACAUCAGAAUUGUUGGUGUUGACCCAGAAGGCUCCAUCCUGGCUGAGCCUGAGGAGCUUAACAAGACCGAUAAGACCCAGUACGAGGUAGAGGGCAUCGGGUACGACUUCAUCCCUACUGUGCUCGACAGAUCAGUGAUUGAUACCUGGUACAAGUCCAAUGAUGAGGAGUCCUUCAACAUGUCUCGAAUGCUGAUUAGAGAGGAGGGCCUGCUGUGUGGGGGCAGCUCUGGAACGGCCAUGGCAGCAGCGGUGAAUGUCGCCAAAGAGCUGAAGGAGGGCCAGCGCUGUGUGGUCAUCCUGCCUGACUCCAUCCGCAACUACAUGUCCAAGUUCCUGAAUGACAAGUGGAUGGUAGACAAGGGUUUCCUGAGGGAGGAGGACCUCAUGGUGAAGAAACCAUGGUGGUGGAACCUGAAGCUGCAAGGUUUGAACCUAUCGGCCCCCCUCACUGUCCUGCCAACCGUCAGCUGUCAGAAGACAAUCAAAAUCCUGAAGGAGAAGGGCUUCGACCAGGCACCUGUAGUGGAUGAGGCUGGGUUAAUCCUGGGCAUGGUGACUUUGGGGAACAUGUUGGCCUCGAUUCUGGCAGGGAAGAUCAAGCUGUCGGACCCAGUCAGCAAAGUUCUCUACAAGCAGUUCAAACAGAUCCGCCUGACCGAUGACUUGGGAAAGUUAUCCCGCAUUCUGGAGACUGAUCACUUUGCCCUGGUGGUACACGAACAGAUCCAGUACCUGACAGACGGCUCUCCCAGUCUGAAGCAGAUGGUUUUCGGGGUGGUGACGGCCGUUGACCUGCUCAACUUCGUCACAGGGCGGAAAAGGACAGAGCGAUCCAUGUCAGAGUCGACCGACGAGCUGUGACCGGCAGACUAAAACACACAGUACACACUUGUACAUUUUAUUCAGUUUUAUUCAUAACAUAACAAACAUGAUGACAAGUUUAGUAGAUGCAUCUGAAAGAUGGCAAAAAAAAAUUGAUAGAUGUUCUCUUUUUUUUUCCACUUAAAAAAAUAUUGAUUUCAUUUUUUUUAUGUUUGAACUUAUGUCUUUAAGUAUAAUAAGCAAAAAGUGUUGUGACAUGCGGUCAUUUUGUGAUAUUACUUAUUUGAGUCAUUUGAUUAUUACUUAUAUCUGCUUGUAGUGCUCAAAGCAAUCUUUUAUAAGUUUGUGACUUGUAGAAAGCUUUUUUUUUUUUUUUUUAUCAGAGUCUUGAAUAGAGGCCUCUGUGUUGCUGUUUUAUUUGUCCGAAAAGUACAUGAUUGUUUUAUUGCGGCCUUGCGUACCAAUCAAACAUUAGAAAUAAGACAAUAGUAUAAAAGCCACAUUCAUCUCAUUUAUCAAAAUUAGACAAGUAGCGAAUUGCUGUACAUAAUAAGCAUAUGAUCUUCCCAGUGUUGCUCCCUGUGUGCUUCUUUUUAUUUUGUGUAUGUGUCCACAAAAAGAAAUGCAUAAUAGAGUAUAAUCACAGUUCUGAAAAACAAUCAUGUAUUGUCGUUUCCUUUUUCCUGUUUCAACACAGUGCCUGUGAUGUAACUGUAAAGUGACUAUUUAAUCUUAGCUGUGUCUGGGAAAAACAUUUUAUAUUGCAUCAUUUUUCCUUCAUGAAUAUGUAUGAUUAAAUAAAAUCUCAAGAAAGUAUGUAAGCUGUCUUCCCAGUUAUUGUAAAUACAAUAUUGCAGUAACAAUCAUAAAGUAAUGCUUCAUACCCUCGGUACUAAAGGGCAAGGAUAUAUUCUUGCUAUCUCCAGAGAGACUAUUUUAUGUAAAAGUAUGUAGGAAAU